AUGAUCAUAGAUCAAUACGUUCUGGGAGCGUUCGAGGAAAUCGAUAAAACGCUAGAGAUUGCUCUUCGGCAAUCUUCCUUAACGCACCAACGCCAGUCUCAGCCAUCAAACAGGGCCUACUUAAAGAAACUUCAAGAUCAGCUGUGGCUCGUACAAAAUGAGGUGACACUAUUGAAAGCUGGGUUGACCCAAGGCAAACGGCAGCAUCGUGUGAGCUUUCCAGUAUUGGAAAACGUGCUUCACAAGCUACAACAACAGGAGGAAGAUGUGCUCCGCGAUUUCGUCGCGGUUUCGGGCGAUGUUGAAAAUUCAGUACGCUCAGCCAUCGAUCAGUACGUGUCCGUGUGCUUGUACUACAGCGUGGUCCAAAAAUCGCUAAAAGAGCUGCCGCUCGUUUCAGAUACAGCGAUAUAUUACGGAGACGUCCACGACGCGACGCGAUGGUCCUUGCUCUACGCUUUACAGGUUUUGCCCAAUAGACUUGUUCGGAUCCUGCGCAGAUCCGUACAGAACGAUAAGAAAUAUAUCAGCAGAGCUCAUCUGGCACGUGACCUAAAAGCGCUGGGCCAUGGAUGGUACGACUACCUCCUGCGAAAGGCAGACCGUAUGGUCAUGAUCCAGAACUUCCAGCUGGUGGGGCUUCCUAACGAUGCCAAGAAGGUGGCACGUUCAAUUUUCGCCCUUCCCUUGGCCGCCGUUCGCCAAGAAGUGGACGCAAAUCGCGUCGCUGCGGAGGAGCUUUUUGAUGGCACCACUAGGAAACUCGGCAGCUUGUUGGGUCAAUUUCCCAAUACCCACGAUUUCGAAGAGCGGACCAGACUUUUGGCUUCUUUUUUUGACCAUAACGCACGCGAAAGCUCUCCAAAUGGAGCCGAAAAAGUUCUUCUGGACCUAGUUUCCAAAAUGACAGUCCCAAGUCCCAUGAAAUACGUCGAAAAGCCUGGGUGUUGGACUCGCUACUGGCCCUCGAUUUUUGCUGUGUUGACAUACGGACCUGGGUCCGCUAUUGCCAUAUGGCAGUCUCGCUAUAAGAUUGUACAAUUCUGCCAGGAAAAUAUUGUGGAUUUCUGCGCCGGUUUGGUCCAAAAUUGGAUAUGGGUACCACUUCAACAAGUUUGGAGCACGGUUCGUCAUGAUGAGAAGAAUUCAACUCUUGCGAUUGCCUCUAAGGGCUCCUUGGACUCCGAAUUCAGUUCAUUGACCAGGAUGGUUGUCCAACUAGUGGCGGAGAACUCAGAUCAGCCCGUGGACACUACCAACCUAGCUGCCCAGGUUGAAACUGGUAAUUUGACAGAGUUCAUGCAGAUCUACGAGCAUCAGCUACACCACCCUAUCAAGAACAUCAUGACCGGGAAAUUGGUUCGUUCCCUUUUGAUCCAAUUGCAGAAAACGAAGGUAGAUGGCUCCUUGGCGUUGAGUGGGAUCGAUCAGCUGCUACAAUCUCAGCAGCUAGUGUUUGGGGUCGUUGCCAUGUCCCCAGCUGUACUGAUAUUGUACGUCCUCUGGACUUGUGCCUACAGACUAACUAGAUUGGGGCGUCUUUGGUCGAACGCGGCGCAGCUCAAGUACAAGCUUUCUUCCAGCUUGAACAAUAUCGAAAGACUUUUAAACUACAACCACCACGAUGUCAACGUCACGGACAAAGAUUUAAAUACCGGUUUGCUGGCUCUGGAGGUGGUUUCUGCUCGCCAAUGCGGUGACCGUCUGAUUCCAAAAAAUCGGAGAAGCGAGUGGAUCAGAGACGUUGGAGAGCUUGUGGAUACAAACUUGGGCCAUGCGGCUCGUUUGAAUGUGAUGAACAGGAUAUAUCACGUAUAUGGUAGAUUCCUGACUUAA
Lachancea meyersii CBS 8951 is the source of this 1836-nucleotide messenger RNA. The record is from the annotation of a GenBank genome assembly. NCBI's taxonomy places the organism in Eukaryota, Fungi, Ascomycota, Saccharomycetes, Saccharomycetales, Saccharomycetaceae.